GUGAGAGAGGCAGGCAGCUUACAGUUCAGUAUGCCUGGAGCCGUGGUGGAGUGAAGGUAUAUCGCCGUGCUCUCCCCAAACUUCGCUAUUCUAACAACAAUGAUAGCAGCCGGCUGGGGAGACAGCACAGGACACUUAUAGUUAUAAAACCCACCGGUACAACAAGCCACCCAGGCCACGGAAAGGGUAGAAAAGGACACGGCAACACCACGGGUCUCUAAACACCUCUCUCUCUCUCUCUCUCUCUCUCAUCCUUGUGCCCCCCUUCCUAACUCUCCCCCGCUCUCCCAUCUCCCUCCCCCCACAAAUGUUUCACAGCCGUUCAGAAAUGCGAGUGGAUGUAAAAUGUAACCCGGCGGCUGCGGUGGUGACGGGCGCGCGUGUGGUGUUGUUAUUGGUGCUUGUGGUGGGGGCGAGGGUGGCGGAGGCCGAGGUGGGGGACUACACACACGAGUGGGCCGUGAGUGUGGAUGGCGGGGACCACGUCGCCGAGGAGCUGGCCAGGAGGCAUGACUUUGACGUGGCCUAUAAGUUGUUUGAUGACGUAUACGUGUUGCGUCACCGGCGGCUGGCACGGAGGUCUGUCGAUCCAUCCCCCGAGCACCACCAGCGCCUCAUCAACCACCCCAGCGUGAGAUGGGCGGAGCAGCAACGGGUGAAGAGAAGAGUGAAGAGAGAUUUCCUAACCCACGACCUGCCAAGAAGCUAUGACAUUGCCCAGCUGAACGACCCUAAGUGGUCCAAAAUGUGGUAUUUGAAUCGUGGCGGCGGCUUGGACAUGAACGUGCAGGCGGCGUGGGCGGCGGGCGCGACAGGCAAAGGCGUGGUGGUCACUAUUCUGGACGAUGGUUUGGAGAAGGACCACCCAGACCUCAUCAAGAACUACGACCCCAACGCCUCAUACGAUGUCAACAACCACGACCAGGACCCGAUGCCUCGUUACGACCUCGUGGACUCCAACAGGCACGGAACGAGAUGCGCUGGAGAGGUGGCGGCGGAUGCUAACAACUCCAUUUGCGCCGUGGGUGUGGCGUACGAAGCCAGUGUGGGAGGGGUGCGUAUGCUGGAUGGGGACGUGACAGAUGCAGUGGAGGCGCGGUCCCUUGCUCUCAACCAGCACAUCGACAUCUACUCUGCCUCUUGGGGCCCCGAUGAUGACGGCAAGACAGUGGACGGUCCCGGACAGCUGGCCACGCGCGCUUUCGUCGAGGGAAUUAGAAUGUGAGUAUUGAAAGGACGUGACGGCAAGGGGUCCAUCUUUAUUUGGGCCUCGGGUAAUGGAGGGCGUGAUCAGGACAACUGUAACUGUGAUGGCUACACCAACUCCAUCUGGACCCUCAGCAUCUCCUCUGCCACAGAGAAGGGACAGGUUCCAUGGUAUUCUGAGGCCUGCAGCUCCACCCUAGCUACCACCUAUAGCUCAGGGUCCCUUGGAGAGAGGCAGAUCAUCACCACCGACCUCCACCACUCUUGCACCACCUCCCACACUGGCACUUCUGCCUCUGCCCCUCUCGCUGCUGGGAUCUGUGCUCUAGCUCUUCAGGUGAACAGAGACAUCACCUGGAGGGACAUGCAGCACAUUGUGGUGCGGACAGCGCGCCCAGAGAACCUUGAGGCUCCUGAUUGGCAGAUCAACGGAGUGGGGCGGCACGUGUCACACAGGUUUGGCUACGGCUUGCUGGACUCCUAUGCGAUGGUGAAGCUUGCCCGGAACUGGACCAGUGUGCCGGCCCAGCGCUCCUGUGACGUGGAGGCGCCUCAUUUGGAUAAACUGAUCCCGCAGAAGAGCUAUGUGUCCCUGGAGCUUGAUGUCACUGACUGUCCGGGAGUGAACUUUCUGGAGCACGUGCAAGCAAAGGUGUCCCUGUCUGCUGACCGCCGUGGUGAUAUUGAGAUCUACUUGGCAUCCCCAGCCGGCACCAAGUCAACCCUACUAGCCCAGCGUCCCCAUGACAGUUCACACGCUGGCUUCCACUCGUGGCCCUUCAUGACGGUGCACAUGUGGGGCGAGAGACCGCUGGGCAAGUGGGUCCUGGAGGUUCACAACAAUGGACAUUUCUUCACCACUGGAUCCACCUUGCUGGAGGGGUGGCAACUGAUCUUUUAUGGCACCAGAACUAACUAUGACACGUGGCAGGCACGAGGAGCGCGGAGAAACCGUGGUGGUGGCAGUGGUGGUGGUGGCGUGGUGGGCCGAAGGGGAGGUGGUGGCUCUUCUGUACCUUUCCCCUACAGGAGGAACCACCCCAUCACCCCUCCUUCCACUACAACCACCACUACCACCACCACAAGCACCACCACCACUACUACCACUUCUCCCACUACCUCUGCCACCACAUCCACACCUUGGCACCCAUACUCCAUUCACAAAUACCCUCAAUACAGUAUCCCCCAACAAUACCCUCACAACCCACCACAAGGCUCCCUCCCUGCCCCCAUGCGCCCACCAAAUCACCGCGACAGCUCACACCACAAGGGCAAAGCUGGCAUGAAGGACUGGAGCAUCACAAUGUAUGGUACUGAGACUGAGCCAGGCCAGGAGGUGCCACCCCUUGUUGGAGAGCAACACCACUCCCAGAGCGACCCUGCAAUGCACCACGUUGUUGACACCACUGAGGGGAAGACGGAGACACGUGACCCAGGCACCCACAUGACUGGCUACCCAUCCUUGCCCUCCUCUGCACCACAUCUUGCCACCACCCCCCUACCAGUACCCAUGGAGAAGGUGCUCCCCAUGGGGUGUCUGCGCAGCUCAGCUGUGGGGGCUUGCUUAGAGUGUAAGAAGGACUACUACAUCUUCAAUGGGCAGUGCCUCAUGACCUGCUCCCCAGGGCAUUUUGCUUGGGAUCCCCAGCAGGAGGGCGUGACAGGUAUUCCCACUUGCCGUCCCUGCCACUACUCCUGCUAUAAUUGCUCUGGACCGCAGGACUAUGAGUGCACCAAGUGUUGGGGUGAUGCAGAGAUGUACUCACUGUCCAUGGGCCAGAGUCUGUGCCAGCCUCGCUCACUGCUGGACUCGUACCGGCGCCAGGAGGGAUGGUACAUGGCCCUGCUUGGUGUGGUGUUGGGCCUGGUGAUGCUGGUGCUGGUGCUAGGUGUGAUGGUGUUAAGGAAGAGCAAAGGUUCACCACAUGUGCCAUCCCUGCCCAAGACCCUCACUGGCCUCGUGAAGCCAGCAAGUAAUGGGAAGAUCAGCUACAGUCCCAUGGCUCAGGAAAGCUCAGACACUCUCACUACAAGCAAACCAUAUUAUGAUCUCGCCACAGAUGAAGAGGAGGAGGAUUAAGGUUAUAUGAGAUUAGAUCAUGAUGGUGAGGUACUUAAGUGUUUUAUGACAUUUUAACUUAUGUUAUUUUGUGUGUAAGAGUGCCUGUCAUUUGGUCCCUCAGGAUGGGUACUUUCACAAAGCUCUAUGCAAUAACAAUGUGUCUGUUCUGGUUGUCACACCAAGACAGCAAUGUAAUGAGAGUUCUCCAACUGUGAUUGUCUCUGUGUUAGAAAUGUUUCAAAGUUCAUUUUUAAUGGUUCUUGAGUUUUUUAUAUAAAUAUAGUGAAGUCCAGAAUGACAUAGGAGAAAAACAUAUUCCAGGUAACAUGAAGAGUUGAGUGUUUGUGUGUGUGUGUGUGUGUGUGUGUGUGUGUGUGUGUGUGUGUGUGUGUGUGUGUGUGUGUGUGUGUGUGGCCUAAUUAUAUGAGCAUAAUGACUGGUGAAGACUGUCCGUGUAUGGCAAUAAUAUUAUCUCCCCGAUUGUAAUGAUAAUGCUUGUUUAUGGUGUUGUGAGGGUGUGUCAUCUCUGCCUGCACUCCAGCACCUCUCAUCCAAGAAUCUUCACUUACAUAUCCUGUGUAAUAAUGAAUUCAGGCAGUAACUCAUAACUUUGAUUGAAAACUGUCUAGAAUUCUUUGAAUCAUUUAAUGAUAACUCAAUGUAGGGUGUGUUUACGAGAUUAUAUAUUUCCAGUUUUAUAACUAUUAGCUCAAAUGAAUCAUGUGUAAAUAGUAAAUAGUGUUGUCUUUUAUAGUUUUCAUAUUUAUCUUUUUUGUACAUAGUUUUCCCUCCCAAGAACUGCUCAUCACUAUUCAUUGAUGAUGGGAGCAGCUGUCAUGGGGGAGCAUUCACUUGUUGCUAUUUUAAUAUUCUAAUUCUUAUCUCCAAAGAAAUAUCAAAAGAAAUCAACCUAUCCAUUCAUUAUGAGAGGAAAUGUCUAGCAGACUUGUAUAGUUUGUUCAUGGAGAAGUUAUCAUUUAUGUCUGCAAUGAGGGACUGACAGUUCUACUUUAGUUAAGAUCAUUGAGGCAAGAGUUAACCUUAUGCAUUGGUCUUGAUUAACAGAAGUUGAAGCUCUUGUCUACCUCUACAUAAGCUAGCCAGGAGGGAUUGACAGAUGGUAAUGUGAUAAUAUGCAGCAUGAUCUAUUUGUAUAGUUUGCUUUUGCAGUUUUUGGUGAUGCAGUCGUGGUCAGUUGUCAGUUCACGUGCUGUCACUCCCAUUGUGUUUGGCAUUUCUCCUCAGUCUGUUGUCCCACAAUUUGUUCCAUCAGUAUUCAGGUUUUCAAUGUUCCUCAGUUUUCAGAUUUUUAUAUCUUCCUCAGUCAUGCUUUUCAUUCUUCCUCAGUUGUCAGGGUUUUAGUGUUAAUCAGUCAAGCUUUUCUUUCUUCCUCAGUUUUCAGUUGUCAGAUUUUAAUUCUUCCUCUAUUCAAGUUUUUCAUAUGUCAAUCUUUAAGUCAUAAGGGAAUUAUAAAGCAGAUAAAAGGAAUAAAGACUGAAGGAAAACACACAAUACAAUGGCAAGGAGUGAGACUUUUUACUCAUUUGAUAGUUGAUACCUGACCAUGAGUGUAGCAUUGUUUUGAAGCAGUGGAGGCAGUGGGUUAGGUGGUGCUUAGAUGUGAUAGCCAACACACUCUUGGCUUGGAUGUUUUUUAACAGAAUAUUAGUCAAGGUGCAGCUUUACUGAGAUCACUCAUACUCGUGUGUGUAUGUAUAUAAGUGUGAAUACAACUGGUAAACAUUGCUACUGGUGUAUUGGGACCAGCCAGGUGGGACUUUUGAGUCUUUUUGCAUAGCAGGGGAAGAGUACAAAGUGAAUUCAUGUGCUCUGGGCAUUAAGAUGAAAUUUCUUUAUGUUCCUCAACUUGGCUUUCUUGUCUUUAUAAUUUACCAUCCUCAGAUAUUCCCUGGUGCAUUUUUUCACUCCCGUUUAAUUUCAUGGUUGCAAAAAGCCCAGUUCAUCCAUACUCAACACUAUUCCUUCUAGCGCCAACACAUAUAGUUUUCAAUCAUAUGCCAAGUCUCAUUAUAGCUGAAUACAGUACAGAAGUUUCAGAAGUAAAUAAGAAAAGAAUAUAUGACAGAAAUUAAGCUCCUGUGAAAAAGAGCAGAAGUAAAGAAGUCUGCUGAUAACACAUAAUGCAGAAUGUAUAGGUAAGAGAGUGACAUUCAAGAAAAGACAAAACAGAUGUAUUCCAAAAUGCAGAAACCUCCGUCCUUCCAGUCCAUCCCUGCAGGGCACACUGAACCAAUGUACUUAAUGUGGAGUUGUAGAUUACUCCCAAAUUCACCUCAUUAUGUAAGCAAGUAUGUCCUGCGGGUCCAUAGUUCCUGUUCUCCUUUAAGAGUCUCCUAGAACAGUGGAAGUAAACACAACAUUGCCAACGCAGCAUUCCUGCCCUCAUCUUCACCCUUUUGUUUGCAGUGAUAGAUAGAAAAAAAGUAGCAUUCAAUUGCCAGCAUGAAAAAAAAUAGUUGCUUCCUUCUUUUUAUGAGAAUGGAAGAAAGAAAUCAGAAUUCACCAUUUUCACUUUUUUCGUUUGUCUGUACAGAAUAGUACCAAAAAAUCAGAAUUUAAGUUUUAGUAUGAAAAAAUAUGAUGGUUUUCUUCACUGUAUGGGAAUGGUAGAGAGAAAUCAGAGUUUGGGAAUUAAUAUGGGAAAAAAUAGGGAUGUUUUGUUCGUUGGAUGCAGAGGAAUGGUUGAAAGAAAUAACAAUUUGAAUCUGAAAAAAAUUAGGAUUGUUUCUUUUAUUGUAAAAGAAUGAGUUAAAAAGGAGAAUUUCAGUGUCUUGAAAUGAAGAAAAUUAGGUCUUUGUAUCUUUUGUUGAUAUUAAAGGAAGAGUGAAGGUAGAGAUCUUUUAAAACUUGUUAUGCGCCCUUGGAAAGAAGCCCCAUUACUUACUAUGUACUGUGUUAUGUUUAAUAUUCCCAUGACUCUUUACAGCAUCAUAAGAACAUUGAUCAAGACUGUGAAUAGAGUAACCAAUGGAGCGUCUUUUUAUUUUGUUGCCUGGUGUAAAGAUUAAUGGUCUUCCACAAGGUGCAUAUGUACUUUUAAGAUAAUGCUGAGUGUGAUAUGCCUUUAAACUUCAAUAUUUCUGUAAUGAAGAGACAAGAUUAUAUUGUGUGUGAUAUGAGGUGAAAACUCUAAUAUUUCUUUAAAAAUUGAUUAAAAAUUGAUUAACUCCUGUAAAGCUUGUAUAGUCACCAGCAGCAAUAGUUUUAUUUUUGCUGCAAUUUUGUUGUGUAUGUUGCUUUGUUUCCUGUUUAUGAACUAUAUAUGCACACUAUUUUAUUUGCUUUUACUUACUCUCAAGAUGAAAGUGAUUUUUUGCAAAAUUUACCGAAGUUGAAUGUUCUUAAAUGUUUGUUUAUAUGGAAAAAGGAAAACCUGAGAAAAAAAAGUGGUUUAUCCAUUUCUAUAAUGCAUGUUUCCAUUUUGUGUUUGCAGUUUUCACCAGAAAAAAUACAGUAAAGAAAAUAUUAGAAAAAAAAAUUGCAGUAGAAUUUUGUAAAUUUUUUGAAAAGCUGAUACGUACCUCAUUUUGAAAUAAGUUGGUAAUUAUCUUGACAUUUUAAUGAAAAGAAAACUUAAGGUAAUGAAAUCUGUGAGCAGAUUUUUAUAUUGUAUUAGAUGUAAUGUACCUUGAUUAUUGUAAUGAAAAUAGUUAAAGUAAUGAUAUCUUCAGGUUAAGGACUGAAAUACAAAACCAACAUAAAUUACCUAUAUCAAUUAAUUAACAUGGAAUUUCAAAAGAGAAAUUACAGAAGAGAAAAUACACACUAACAUAUAAUGACAGAAAUUCAGGUGUUGGGAGAAAAAAAUACAAUGAUGGUACACAAUAUAGAAAGUUAGGAGAGGAGGUAAAAUUCAAGUAACUAGAAAAAACAAAAAUAGGAUUUAAUGUACAUUGGUAACAAGAAUUAUUCUUGUAAAUUUACCUCCAGUGUGUAUAUUAUGAAACUAUUAAUCUCAUUUUAUCAGGGUUGGAGCUUUAGUUUUAUUUUCACUGUAUGCCUGUAUUAAUUGGUGUUCUUGGUAAUGAUGGCAGUGUUUGGGUGAAUUAUUUGAUUAUAAAGUUGGGAAAGUAAGCGUUUGCAAUUUCUCAUAAUAUAUCCAUAAUAGUUGCACUCAGUGUUUGAAAAAAAGCAACCCAUUGUACUUAAAAUUGUAGAGAAUAGUUAAUGCAUUCAUGUAUUAUUAUUUAUCUGUGUUAUCGUCUUUUUAAAUAUGUAGCUUUUUUUUUUUUUUUUUCUGUUUCUGCUGCUGGUGAUGGAUUUUUGUUUUAAUAGUCAAUGAAUUUUUUAAUUGUCAAUUAAUUUUUUUCUGGUUGGUUGAAUUUCUUAUUCUUGUUCAAAAUUUACUGCAUUGGAUUUGUAAUCAUGAAUUCUGAAAAAAAAAAAGAUUUGCAA
Molecule: messenger RNA, 7684 nt
Organism: Portunus trituberculatus (swimming crab)
Lineage: Eukaryota; Metazoa; Arthropoda; Malacostraca; Decapoda; Portunidae
Product: furin-like protease 1, isoforms 1/1-X/2
Biological process (GO): peptide hormone processing
Cellular component (GO): Golgi membrane; trans-Golgi network
Molecular function (GO): serine-type endopeptidase activity
Source: RefSeq, a predicted model, not a curated record